Penicillium daleae is the source of this 531-nucleotide messenger RNA. RefSeq names its product ubiquitin-like protein ATG12. Gene Ontology annotation, cellular component: cytoplasm; Atg12-Atg5-Atg16 complex; phagophore assembly site membrane. The record is from RefSeq and is a predicted model, not a curated record. NCBI's taxonomy places the organism in Eukaryota, Fungi, Ascomycota, Eurotiomycetes, Eurotiales, Aspergillaceae. Bases 1 to 531 code for a protein of 176 amino acids. Gene Ontology annotation, biological process: autophagosome assembly; nucleophagy; C-terminal protein lipidation. The transcript is spliced from 3 exons.
AUGGAUCCAUCAUCACCAUCCUCGCGCUCCUCGCGCGACUCCCCCACCAAUAAUCCGCCUGGGUCUACCACCCUUGGUUAUCAUCCCAGCCCAGGCCGACAAGGAGCCCAGUCAGAGUCGGCAUCGCCCAAGAUGGCAGAUACACCCAUUCCUGACGAUGAGCAUGGUGCCGACCUCCCCAUGAACAUGACCGCGUCGGUCAUGCUGACGGGUCUACCCCGCGAUGCGCAUCAGGCACUCGCCGACGUAGAAGCUAUCGAUGCUGGUAAAGUGACUGUCCGCUUCCAGCCGCUACCAUCGGCCCCUAUUCUCAAGAACCGGGUCUUUAAGAUCAGCGCAUCACAAAAGUUCGAAACUGUUGUCAAGUUUCUCCGCAAAAAGCUGGACUGCAAAGAUACAGACUCGGUCUUUUGCUAUGUCAAUAGUGUGUUUGCGCCCGGCCUGGAUGAAGGUGUUGGUGGACUCUGGCGGUGCUUCAAAACAGAUGAUCAAUUGAUUGUCGCUUACUCGAUGACGCCGGCGUUCGGCUGA